This is a messenger RNA of Chinchilla lanigera (long-tailed chinchilla), 2069 nucleotides long. RefSeq names its product KDEL (Lys-Asp-Glu-Leu) containing 2 (gene Poglut3). Gene Ontology annotation, molecular function: glucosyltransferase activity; protein binding. Gene Ontology annotation, cellular component: endomembrane system. Lineage: Eukaryota; Metazoa; Chordata; Mammalia; Rodentia; Chinchillidae. The record is from RefSeq and is a predicted model, not a curated record.
GCAGCCUGGUGUGGGGGCCCGGGCUGCAGGCGGCCGUCGUCCUGCCGGUCCGCUACUUCUACCUGCAGGCGGUCAGCGCGCAGGGCCAGAACCUCACUCGCUCGCCCCCAGGUCAAACACUGUUCACAGUAGUAGUCAAACCUCUUUCACCUAAGGAGGUAGUCCGAAUUCAUGUCCCUAAGCCUUUGGACAGGAAUGAUGGGACAUUUUUGGUGCGAUAUAGAAUGUAUGACACUGUCAACAAAGGGCUGAAGAUAGAAGUCCUUUAUGGUGAUGAACAUGUGGCGCAGUCUCCCUAUAUUUUGAAAGGACCAGUGUACCAUGAGUACUGUGUGUGUCCAGAAGAGGAUCCGCAGGCCUGGCAGAAAACUCUUUCUUGUCCAACCGAGGAGCCACAGAUUGAAGAAGAUUUCGCUCCCUUCCCCAGCAUCAAUCUCCAGCAGAUGCUAAAGGAAGUUCCCAGAAGAUUUGGGGAGGAGAGGGGUGCCGUUGUUCACUACACAAUUCUCAAUAACCACAUUUACCGGAGAUCUUUAGGGAAAUACACAGACUUCAAAAUGUUCUCUGAUGAGAUUUUGCUGUCACUGGCAAGAAAGGUUCGUCUCCCAGAUUUAGAAUUUUAUAUUAAUCUUGGAGAUUGGCCCUUGGAACAUCGAAAAGUCAAUGAAAGCCCCAGCCCUAUACCGAUCAUUUCCUGGUGUGGCUCUCUGGAUUCAAGAGAUGUUAUCCUUCCAACGUAUGAUAUCACCCAUUCCACGCUUGAAGCAAUGAGGGGUGUUACGAAUGAUCUCCUCUCUAUUCAGGGAAAUACAGGGCCUGCCUGGAUCAAUAAAACAGAGAAAGCUUUCUUCAGAGGUAGAGAUAGUCGGGAAGAGAGGCUGCAGCUGGUCCAGCUGUCCAAGGAAAACCCACAGCUCCUAGAUGCGGGAAUUACAGGCUAUUUCUUUUUCCAAGAGAAAGAAGAGGAGCUCGGAAAAGCCAAGUUAAUGGGCUUUUUUGAUUUCUUUAAGUACAAGUACCAGGUGAACGUGGAUGGCACUGUGGCUGCCUACCGCUUUCCGUACCUCAUGCUGGGGGACAGCCUGGUCCUGAAGCAGGAUUCUCCGUACUACGAACAUUUCUACGCGACACUAAGACCUUGGAAGCACUAUGUUCCAAUUAAAAGAAAUCUCAGUGACUUACUAGAGAAAGUUACAUGGGCCAAAGAAAAUGAUGAAGAAGCCAAGAAGAUUGCGAAAGAAGGACAGUUGACUGCUAGGGACCUGCUACAACCACACAGGCUUUACUGCUACUACUACAGAGUCCUACAGCAAUAUGCCGAACGCCAGUCCAGCAAGCCGGAGCUACGCGAUGGGAUGGAACGUGUCCCUCAGCCGGGUGACAGCACAUCCAUCUGCCAGUGCCACAGGGAAAGGCCUUUGAAGGAAGAGCUGUAAUGCGGCCGCCCAGACCCACACUCCUGUGUGUCCAGCUACAUCUUUGAGGGGAGACUUAAAGUAGAUGCCAAGCUGUGAAGAAAGCGUGAAGGAAGAACUUUACCCAGGGACCACUUCUCGUGGUGGCUUUCUAUAAUGUGGGUGGAUAUAGCAAUAUUUGCUCAAGUAUUACCAGUAUCUUUGGGUAUUAAUUUCUUUUAACUAAAAACCUAUUAUCAGCAUCAAAAUUUCUCUGAAAAGAGCAUUUGCAGAUCAUAGAAGGUAGAGCCUUGCCAAAAUGUGUCACCCUGUUGAUAUGAUACUCGGUGGCUUAUUUCUAUGUCUGCUUUACUUUCUCUCUUCUUCCAGUAAGGAAGAGAAAAUGUUUUGUUUUCUUCCUCUUCCCUGCAUAACCUCUCUUGCAAGCUGCUCUUGGCAUUCAGUAAUGGCAGCUUCCUGUUGGAAAGUCGGAUAAGAAUAGUUAUAGAACAAGAGGUACCAUGGAGACUGUAGAGGAACUCCUUUUGCAAAGCACUGCUCAUAUAUUAUUAGCUAGUUUUUGAGAUGAAAAUUAAGAACAGCCAGGGGUGGUGGUGCAUACUUAUAAUCCCAGCACUCAAGAGGCUGAGGCAGGAAAAUCACCAUGAGUUUGAG